This is a messenger RNA of Parnassius mnemosyne (clouded apollo), 4421 nucleotides long. The record is from the annotation of a GenBank genome assembly. Lineage: Eukaryota; Metazoa; Arthropoda; Insecta; Lepidoptera; Papilionidae.
ACAGCUGCAAGUUUUCGUGGUGUUUUCGUUUGGUAUCUCGUAUCUAACUUUUUAUUUUAUAAUUAUGGCCGAAAAUAAAAGCAAGCGGUGUCAAAACUUCACGUUUGAUGAAAAGGAUAAACUUGUAAAGUUAAUGAAUACUUUUAAAAAUGUUAUAUUAAAUAAAAAGACGGACGGUACAACAAAUCAAGCGAAGAAUGAAGCGUGGGUGAAUUUGUGCACAAGAUUUAAUUCCACAGGAACCACGGCUAGAAGUAAAGAAUCUCUUAUGAGAGUCUGGGAGAAAAUGAAGACUGAUGCGAAGUUAUACAAAGCACUUAGCAAAAGCAGUCACAAUGGCACAGGAGGUGGCCCAUCGUGUGUUAAAACAGAUAUAAUUUUGGAACAAGUCAGUGACUUGAUGGGCCGAGCAUGUAAAGGCAUAACUGAUGUCCAGGAUUCAGAUGCUGACAAAAUUACUGAAGCCAGUUCAUUACCAAUACUUGGUGAUGAGACAAUGGAAAUUUUAAUAUUUCAAAAUGAAAAUGAGAUGCUUUCGUUCCUACCAGUGUUUCAAUAGAGGGCUAGACAGAGAAACACUACGGGGCGACAACAACAAAAUGAACUAAACUGGCAGAAUUUUCAAUACAAAAUUAUUUCAGUCAUUUGUAUAGGUGUCGACCCACUGUAUGAUUAUAUUAUAUUUACACUGUGAUUUUUAUAUUAGAAUUUGUUUUGUUACAAUUUUAAUGCAAUACAAGAAAUGUGGAAUAUAUUGAAAAUAACGAUGUUGGGAAUAAUAAUGACAUUGCUCCAACACUGUCAUCACCAACAUCGUCUCAAUUUAUAAAGUCCACAUCUAUAUGGAAAAGACGACAACCAAUAAUUAAAGAAAAUAAGGAUAAAGCUGAAGUUGUUUCAACGUUAUGUGGAGGUUUUAAAGAUUUGAAUUCUAAAAAGGCUACUGUGGAAGAUUUAAAAAUUAAAAUGUUAGAAGAAGAAAUAAAAUUUAAAAGAGAAUUGUACCAGCUGCAGUUAGAAACAGCUAGAAAGGAAUUGGAAAUUAAAACUGAAGUAUGCAACCAAUUAAAAGGUAUGUGUUUUAUUUAUUGGUGAAAUUACUAUAUAUAUUUUACAUAAUAAAUUAGAUAUUUAUAAAUUAUCAAAAUAUUGUGUAAUUUGAUUUCUGCGAAAUCCAUAUGACAAAGAAGGUCUGUCAGAAAAUGCCAUAUUAUUUAUUUGUCCCCUUGCAAUUAGCUCUUCCAGGUUAGGCACAUCAUCAUUAUUCACAGGCUGUUGCUCAUUUCUUAAUAUGCAUAUAUUAUGGAAGAUACAGCAAGCUAUAAUGACAUUAAUGGCAUUGUUUAAAGCUAAACGAAUUCCAACCGCAAGUACUGGAAACCUUCGUUUUAGCACACCAUAUUGCCGUUCCACCACAUUUCGUGUUCUAAUGUGGGCCUCAUUAUAUUUUCGUUCUCCACUUGUUGUAGGGUUGAGAUAAGGUGUCAAGAGAUGAGGCUAAAACAAAAAUAUUUUUAAGUAUUAUUGUAUAUAAUAAUGUAAUUUAUAUGAUGUAAAAUAUUUCUUUUCUAUUCCAGGUCACACCUUAAACUUUCAAAAUGUAUCAGGAAUACCUAAAAAUGGUUCUGCAAAUAACUAGUUUAAGUAUACUUUUUUAUUAAUUAAAUAUCCCUUACCCAUGCAUAAUCUUUUUAUUAAAUAAAAAGUAUUUAUUUAAUCAAUAUUUUGAGCUCUGUGAUGAAUGAUGUUAUUCUUUUUGUUUGUAAUUUUUGUAAUUCUUUUUGUAACCUACUUAAGUUUUAAUCAAUAUUAUAUUAUUAUUCUCCUUAUUUUUUCUUUUACCUUUAAGGGAUAGCCACUAUCCCCAAGUAAAUGGCUGUCUCCAUACUCCCCUCUUUCAAACUUUCUAUAAAUAUAGCUAUUUUGGUAAAUUGCUGAGUCAUGUGUAGAGCCUGGCCAGCGUGCAACAACAUCCUGGACCAACAACUUUGCUGAUGCAAUUGUUUGGACAUUUAUGGACAUGUAGCCUUUCCUGUUUCUAAAUAGUUCAGCAUCAUCUCCACCUAUAGAUAUAAAUAAUACUUCAUCAGCAUUGCUUGAUAGACUACUAAGAGAAAUGAACUUUUAGUGAAAGGUAGUUAAAUAAAAAUGAGGAAUUUACCUGGUGACUGAAUUUUUACAUGUGUGCAAUCAAUACAGCCUAGUACAUUAGGGAAUCUAGCUAUAUCAUAGAAGUCUAUCUUAACUCUGUCUUGGUCUCUGUUUGUAUCAGGAAAUAUAAUGAAUUCUCGACGUAGGGAAACAAUUGCUUGAGACACUCUCUUUACUAUCCGGCUGGAUGUAGCCAAACUAGUACCACCCAUAUCAGCCACAGCAAGCAAGUGAUUGCCUGUGGCAUAAUAUCUUAAAGCUAUUAAUAAUUGAUUUAUGGGUGGUAUGGAAUUGUUCCUGUAAAAAAAAUAAACAACUACAAAUUAAAAUAGGUAGAAACUUAAGUAAGAUAUACCUCGGGUAUCAAUUUACCAUGGUAGGUAGGUUAGCACCAAACAGGUACCUACGGCCUACCUAUACAGGCUCAUUUUCUACUCAAAAGUUACUGUUAGGAGAGCAAUAAAGUAACCUUUUAUGCUUUUACCUUUAUUUCGUAGCUAGGUAUUAUAGGUAAUAAGUGAAAAUGUAGGAACCCAGGAACCCACACUUUAACUUAAAUAUUUAAUAAACUACAGUUUUAAUAACAUUAUAGACUAUUGUACAUACAUUAAAAUUGAUAACAUAUGUAAAUAGUUAGGUACUCACCUAUUAUCAGAAAAUUCCAAAAUAUGUUCAAUUUUUUCCAACAAAUAUAUCACUGUUGAUUUAGAUAACCUAUACUUCGGAAAAAAUCUAUUUCAUCGAAAUCGUUGAAAUAAUUUGGUCGUUUUCGAUAUAUUUUAGGUCUUCGACUACGAUUUAUAUCAAAUAUAGUAUCAGUUGUGUCUAAAUUAUCAAGAAAAUCAAAUAGAUCACAGUCCAUCUUGUCCUCUAAAAGUCGCUUUUACUUAUGUGAAGGUUUAUGGGACCAAUAAUCCAUCUCAUAAAUUUAGGGGAUCGUUUAGUCAGUAACGGACCCUUUAAAAGUGGUGAAACGGAAACUAUCCCCUAACUGGCCCCUAAAUAUGCUAAGGGGUCCCAUAAAUCUUACGGGUCGUUGGUGAAAGUGGGCAUGAGUCACCUAAAGUUUUAGUUGCAAUCUUUGUCAAAAUUUUAACCAAUUUUCUCUUCUUUGAUACUAUUUUCUUCAUCAAUGUAACCUGUAAUGAAAUAAAUAAAAUAAUUAAGUACUAUAUUCAUAUUUUGUAACUGAAUGAUAAACAUAAAAAUAUUAAUUUAUUAUUUAGAACUUUUGAUGUGUUUGACUUGUUUUGACCAUCCUAUAAAAGCUCUUGCAUUUAGAAUAAGAUUCAUUAUAGUUCUCAUCGUAGUAAUGUAAUCAUGUAGUUAAGGAAGUCAGUAUUGCACUGAAUUAAUUUUAAUACAUUACUGUAAUGUAAUAGUUAUUAAAUGUCAUUGAGAUAUAUUUGUAGUUUUUAAAAAGCUUCACCACCACUACCGAAACUUAACUGGCGCAGCCAGCUCACAGCUUACAGCUGAGUUCAAGUACACUCAAAUUGGUCUUGUCCACAGUUCCGGAUAUCCUCAAACCAAAUAAGUUUGUUAAAUCAGGAGCUGAAGAAACCUUCCUAUUCAGACAAGAGGAGAUCUACAGGUAGACGUGACAGUGAGCGGACUGUAAAUAAAGCGUUUUACUAUCCUGUCUCAUUGUAGUUAUUUCCUGUGGUUAUUUCUUAAUGGCUCUAUGUUGUAACUUUUGAACUAAAAUCGUUGAAAGUUAUUUGAUUUCUGCACAAAACUUGGCAGUUAUUUAUUAGGUAAAUAUUAUUAUAAAGAAAAAUAAAAUGGAUUAAAUAAAAAUAAUGUACUUAAUUGUAAUCUUAACACUUUCACUGUCCGGUUGGCAGACACAAUAGUAAGACAAUAGCAGUGCCCUAUAUGUAGUGCACGGGACAACAAAAGGGUUAAGAAGUGCUAAAAUUAUAGAAAGAGAAUAAUUAACAGAAUAUUUUUGUAUACAUGUAUUGAUUUUUAAAUAAAAAUGAAACAGAGAAGAGAAAAAAGUAUGUCACUUUCUUCAAAUUAGACCUAAGGAUCUAAAAAAGCUUGAUCAGCAUGUUUGAUGGCGAUCAAAGUAUUUCAAGUUUAUUUAAUAUAUUAUAAGAUUUUUUAUGGCAUCAACAAGAUUAUACAUACAAACUAAAUAAUAUUAUAUAUAACAAUUACCUUAUAGGAAAAGAUGCAUCUCUUUUUAAGUGAAAGAUUCUGGUGAUUCUAGAUCAAAUUGAAACUGAAUUAGAAAAUAUUCUUAGUGGUUUCAAUACCUACUU